CCGCACAUGUAUAACCCAGCCUGGAAUGGAAUUAUUACAAAGUCAAGGACCAUGCACAAUAAAAUCUGCCGGUUGUGCUUGAAAAGUUCCAAAGACCUCAUUGACAUUUUCAAUGGAAGCCAAAAUCUGGAUAUAGCGAGCAUGAUCGCGCAGUGCACAGGCUUCAAAGUUAAUCCCGGCGAUUCCUUCCCGGAAACCAUUUGCCCGACCUGCCUGAAGGAUGCACAAAAUGCUUUUGAGAUACGACAAACCAGUGAGAGGAGCCACCAGUUCUUCUGUUAGGUUCGCGAUGAGGGUUUUGAGAAAGCCCUGUGUGCCUUGCUCGAGGAAGAGGAUUGGGAAUUGUCUGAAAAUGAAUCAAAGAACUCGAAAACGCAUCAUGCAAAGACCAACGGCAAGGAUUCGCCUUUUCAGUGUAGCAAGUGCAGCAAGACCUUCAAGCUAAGAGUGGAAUGGCUGAGACACAGGAGAUCGCAUUAUAAAAACUUCCCCUGCGAUCUCUGCGCAAAGUCAUUUGGAACUAAACUCCAGCAGCAGGUACAUAUGAACACCCACACUGGUGAGCGUCCCUACAAGUGCAGCCACUGCUCGAUGGGCUUCGCACAAGGUGCCACUCUGCAGUCACACAUUCGGACGCACACCGGCGAGAAGCCGUACAAAUGCGACCAGUGCUCCAAGUCCUUUUCCAAGUCAUCGGAUCUUCGGCGGCAUAUACGAACCCACGAAGGUGUUCGGCCGCACAAGUGCUCUGAUUGCUCAAAGACAUUUACGAGAAAGGCCCAUCUGCAGGAUCACAUGAAGAUCCACACGGGUGAAAGACCGUUCUCCUGCCUACACUGCUCCAAAACGUUUGCGCUAAAUACCACACUCCAAGUUCACAGCCGUACGCACACCGGCGAGCGACCCUACAAAUGGUCCAAUUGCUCCAAGUCCUUUAGACAGACUGCAACGCUAAGAGAUCACAUGAAAACGCACAGCCAGACGAAGUCAUUCGAAUGCACUCACUGCUCGACGACAUUUUCCAUAAAGAGGAGUCUUCGCAGACAUUUGUUAACUCAUACAGCCAUGGAGGGGAUCUGUCGCGUUUGCCUGGGAAGCUGCACCAGAAACUUGGUUAACAUAUUCGAUGCCAGACGUCGGACUCGAAUUUCCAUUGCCGACAUGAUAGCGCAGUGCACCGGCUUUGAAGUUCGACGCGGCGAUCCCUACCCGGAAACCAUUUGCCCGGCCUGCCUAAAGGAUGCGCAAAAUGCGUUUAAUAUAUGGCAGACAUGCGAAAAAAGCCACCAGUUCUUUUGCCAAGUGCGGGAUGAAGGCAUUGAGGAAGCCUUGUGUGCCUUGCUCGAAAAAGAGGACUGGGAUUUUUCGGACAGUGAGGACGAAUGGAAAAACGUAAAGCAGGUUGAUGGCGAUAACAAUAGCGACAGUGAAAACAAUAAUGACGAUAAUCAAGCAGAAAAUCUUGAUGAAGAGGCUUCCUUUGAAUGUAAAGACUGCCGGAAGAUCUAUAAGCGGAGACUUCCUUGGUUGAAGCACAUGCGGAUGCACUUGGUGGGCGGACCAGAACCAUACUCCUGCACUCACUGCCCAAGGGUUUUCCGUGCUAAAAUUCAGCUGCAGGUCCACAUGAACACACACACAGGCAAGCGACCCUACAAAUGCACCCACUGCUCGAAGGGCUUCGCACAAGACGCCACUCUGCAGUCACACAUCAGGACGCACACGGGAGAGCGUCCGUUCAAAUGUUCCCAAUGCAGCAAGACCUUCGUUAAGUCGUCUGAUUUGCAGCGACAUGUCCGCACUCACUCAGGUGUUAAGCCAUACAAGUGUUCCCAGUGCUCGAAUAGUUAUUCAAGGAAAUGUCAUUUGGAGAAUCACCUCCGUUCACACACUGGCGAAAGACCAUUUAAGUGUUCCCAGUGCUCGAAAUCGUUUCAACAAAAGCAUCAUCUCCAGGAGCACAUUCGAACGCACACCGGUGAAAGGCCAUUCAAGUGCUCCAAGUGCCCCAAGUCCUUCAGUCUGAGCAACACCCUCCGGAAUCACAUGCUGACGCACAGCUCGAAGAGAUCAUUCAAGUGUCCCCGCUGUUCUAGUGCCUUUAAGCAAAGAAGAUCGCUGGUAAGGCACAUUCCAACUCAUGAUUGAGAAAUAUUGAUUAAUGAACAUAUUAUUAGGGUAUAUAUUUGUAUAUCUUACAAACUUGUUAAUAAAUAAAAUAA
Drosophila serrata is the source of this 2222-nucleotide messenger RNA. RefSeq lists its product as uncharacterized. The record is from RefSeq and is a predicted model, not a curated record. NCBI's taxonomy places the organism in Eukaryota, Metazoa, Arthropoda, Insecta, Diptera, Drosophilidae.